Magallana angulata is the source of this 3435-nucleotide messenger RNA. Its product is annotated as ras-related protein Rab-37-like. Gene Ontology annotation, cellular component: Golgi apparatus; endosome; synaptic vesicle. The record is from RefSeq and is a predicted model, not a curated record. Gene Ontology annotation, biological process: regulation of exocytosis; protein localization to plasma membrane; protein secretion. The transcript is spliced from 8 exons. Gene Ontology annotation, molecular function: GTPase activity; GTP binding. NCBI's taxonomy places the organism in Eukaryota, Metazoa, Mollusca, Bivalvia, Ostreida, Ostreidae. Bases 967 to 1617 code for a protein of 216 amino acids.
UACGAACAGGUUCCUAGUAGUCACAGAAACCAAAUUGUUGUUAAUAAUUGAUUAACUUUUGUUACUGAAUCAGCAUAAAACAUUGAGAUAACGAUACAUCAUAACCUGACGCAUAAAAGUCGUGGAGUUUGUUACAUGUUUAUAAUAAAGCUUAUGAAUUCGAGAGUGGUGUAUUGUUGUGUAACUCAUAUUUGCAAGGAUGAAUAUAUGCUAGUCGGAUUUGCAUGGUAUGCAGUAUAGCUUUAAUCCGGACAAUUAACGAUUCGGUUCUUGGUGACUGUAUUAUACACUGCAAGAAGCAAUUUACAUAACCGUGAUGGUUCAAGUCGUUUCCGAAUUUGAUGCUAAAAAGCAUAUUAACAUAUGACUUUCUACUUAAAGCAUGACAAGAUUGGGAAAAACGAUAUUUCUAGACCAUGUUGGGAAUACUAUGCAGUAGUUUGUCAUUUGUGGUUUUGAAUAAUUUAGUGUUUUUUCUAUCUCUGCCAUUAAUUCAAGUCGUCAAUUGAGCAUCUGCACCUGAGAGUGAUCACUGCACUUUUCUGCCUGUCUUCUAUUAAGCAGGUUGUACUGUUGAGGGCAAUGAUGUAGGAGUCGAUCUGUUAUGGCGUUUGCUCAGUUCCAGUUCCUUUAUUCCUAUGCUUUGAAUAUAUUGCUUCUUUACACUCGGAUAAAAGGGGGCUUUUGACGAUUUAUCCCCGCGUGUGAUGUUAACGCAACGCCACGGUUAUUUUACGCGAAAUUUAGACAAUAAUCUGCAAAUUAGCGCUACUGAUUCGGUUUCGAUGAGUGACCGUACGAAGUAUCUAUAGAGGACAAGUGUGUCUAUAGAAACAGAAGACACCAGACGAAUAUCCGUUGAUAUUAUUAUACAUAGGACACGAAUGAAAGCGUUCUGUAAUCUUUCUUAAAGUUUCCAAUUUUUAAGAUCUCAGAUAUCUUCACUUCAUCAGCUGGACCAGCUCUAUGUCGUGGAAUAUGAAUAAUUUUUUCAACAAUGAAGAAAACGACCUCGGAAACUUCAGUGGCCCGUGUUAUGAGGUGAUGUUGAUAGGAGACAGUGGAGUAGGCAAGACUUGUCUGUUGGUUCGAUUUAAAGAUGGUGCUUUUCUCUCUGGCAGUUUUAUCUCCACUGUUGGCAUAGACUUCAGGAAUAAGGUUGUUGAUGUUGAAGGAACAAAGGUUAAAUUACAAAUUUGGGACACAGCUGGUCAAGAAAGAUUCAGAAGUAUAACACGUGCAUAUUAUAGAGAUGCUAAUGCACUACUCCUAUUGUACGAUGUAUCAAAUAAAGCUAGUUUUGAUAAUAUUCGAGCCUGGCUUGGUGAAAUAAAUGAAUACGCUCAGGAGGACGUAGUUAUCAUGUUACUAGGAAAUAAAGCAGAUAUGACGUCAGAGCGCGUGAUACGAACAGAGGAUGGGGAACGAUUAGCCAAUGAAUAUAAUGUUGCCUUCAUGGAAACAAGUGCCAAGACUGGAAUGAAUGUUGACUUGGCUUUUAUGGCUGUUGCAAAAGAUCUAAAGAUGAAAAAGACGAGGAAGCCCACAGAUCCCAAGUUUAGUGUCACGGACUAUGUUAACCAGGAGAAGCAAAGUGUGGGCUGCUGCAGUAGCUAACAUUUAGUGCAAUACAAUAGUGCAAAAGUUCAAUUAGAAAGAACUUAAGUGCUGCAGCUGAUUCCAUCGGUAUCUAUUCCUUUUAUUGUUUAUAUACCAGGGCUCUAGUGCUCAAACUUCUAUUAUUUUUUGUAAAUCCAUUGAAUUCGUGCUCAAAAACUUAAGAUAUUGAUUUGAUUUAGAAAGAAAAAAUAGUUUACCAAUUUAAUUACAAAAGGGUUGUGUGUUGUUCAUACUUACUUUCAUCAUGUUUUGAAAAGCAAAAACUCUUGAGUAGAUUAUGUUUUAUACAUUUUGCAAAACAAAUUUAAUCUAGAUGUUUUUUUAAAAUGGCAUUAUGUAAUUAAUCUCUUUUCCGAUGGAGCUAGCAUACAUAAUGGGACCAAUUUGUUACCUUGUUUCAUUUCAUUUCUUUACAUCUGGUAGUGUACGUGAUCAAAACCAAACAUUUUUUGUCAAUUUUAAUGACACAAACGGAUGAUUUAAUCGACAUUUCAUGAUUUUUUGUUACCAUUAGUGGCAUCUAUUUGAUGCUAUUAGAGUAAAAGUGCUUAAUGUUUAUGAUAUAAUGCACUUUCAAUAAUUUUUAACAUUCCGUCUGAUAAACAAGCAAAAUAAUUCUCACGCAUGCAAAACCUUUUAGGGUUGAUUAAUAUACACAUACUUGCAAUCUUCCAGAAUUGUGUCCUGUUAUAAGCCUCUGAUUAAGAACAUGAAAUGUCAUGUAACAUGUAAAAGGAUAACUUCUUUUUUCUGCAACAGCGUCUUGUGUCUUGUUAUAUAUUAAUUUUAUUGCUAUUAUAAAAUGACUUUUUGAGCUUAUUACUGCAAAACAUGUGAACAUUAAAUUAUUUAAACACAAAUUUUUCGAAAAAUGAAUGUUAAAUGAGAAAAGAUGUCUUAAAGAUCAUUUUAUAGAUUUAAUUUGAUGCAGGAAACUUUCAAAUUUACACAUUACUAAAUGAUUCAUCCGAAUCUGUUUUGGAGAUCUGUUACAAAUCUAGAGAGUUGACUAACCAAUUAAUUGGCUUUUGAGAAUUUCCGAGUUUGGGUUAAUACUGAAUAUAAAAACAAUUUGAAAUAUGAUUGGCCUUCGUAAUAUCUGUACAGUGUACCAGUCUUUUGUUUAUAGUUUCUGUUGCAGAGUACAUGCUCUUUGGAAUUUUUUUAUGAUUGUUUAUUUAAAAAUCUUUUUUUUUUUAGAAUUAUCGUCUUUAGAUUCUUUUUUUUAACAUUUUGAAUAUUUAAGAAACCAUUACCUCAAUAGUGAAAUCCAUAUUUCUUAAAUGCACAUGUCCAUUGAUUUUGUGUUAUUUAUUGAUUUUUGCUUUAUUAUUGAUAUUGACUGAUAUAUUUAUUUGGGUGAAGGGAUGAGAUAUAGAACUGUGUAUCGCAAUCGAGAAUAGAUGUUUUAAUCAUACUUGAUAAGAGUUUUCGUAAGAUAUUUGAAAGUUUUAAUAUUUUUUUUGGUAACGUAAAAGAAGUUGCUGUUAACUUUACGUGGCGUAGAGAAACCUUAACAAAACAAUACACGCAUAAUAAUGGUGCUUUUUCAAGAAUUUAAAAGAAAAUAUUGUUAUAGUUGCAAUGCAUGUAGAUAAACAAUUAACAAACUAUUCACAUUGUUUUAUAAUGGGUUGUGUUUCAGAAAUAUGUUACCUCGCGCAUUUACAAUAGAUAUAAUUGUACGCUGGGACAAUGUUCCAUGCCAACAUUGGUCACAGCCUUUGUUAAGUUGUUUGUGAAAGUGUUGUUUCUGUAAGUGAAAUGAUAAGAUCUGAUAUUAUUGUUUUUAAUAAAAAAUAUUCUAAAAUAAAA